AUGCUCGACCUCCUGUCCGAAUCGCUCAAGGGACGGUGUCUGUUCGCGAUCCCAAAGAAGGGACGGCUGUACGAGAAGUGCCUGCAGCUCCUGUCAGGCGCCGACAUCCAGUUCACUCGCUCGCACCGCCUCGAUGUCUGCCUCGUCCGCAACCACAACAUGGCACUCGUCUUCCUCCCUGCGGCCGACAUCCCGCGCUUCGUCGGCGAGGGUAACGUCCACUUCGGCAUCACGGGCCAAGACAUGGUUGCGGAAGCAGACGUGAACGGACUCGUCUCGGAGACGCUCCAGCUCGAGUUCGGAAAGUGCAAGUUGCAGGUCCAGGUGCCCGAGCGAGGCGACAUCAAGACGGUCGAGGAUCUCGUCGGCAAGAAGGUCGUCACCAGCUUCGAGGUCCUUGCGGGACGGUACUUUGGCGAGCUGGAUGCCAAGAGCGGGAAGGAGGGCGUCAAGACCAAGAUCGAGUACAUUGGCGGCAGUGUCGAGGCGGCAUGCGCGUUGGGCCUUGCGGACGGCAUCGUCGACCUUGUCGAGUCGGGCGAGACGAUGCGCGCAGCAGGCCUUCACGCAAUCGAGACGAUCCUGACUUCGCAAGCCGUCCUCAUCCGCUCCAACAAGCCUGCGGACGAACACGACGCCCUGAUCGAGCGCAUCACCUCUCGCAUCGCCGGUGUCGUCGCAGCAGGCAAAUACGUCUUGUGCAACUACAACAUCCCGAGGAAGGUCGUGCAGGAGGCGACGAGGGUCACGCCUGGUCGGAGGGCGGCGACGGUUUCUCCCUUGGAUGACCCCGACUGGGUCGCGGUGAGCAGUAUGGUGUUGAAGGCGCAGGUGGCGGACGUCAUGGACAAGCUGCAGGCCAUCGGCGCAUCCGAUAUCCUCGUCAUCGGUCUCAACAACUGCCGCGUCUAG
Molecule: messenger RNA, 912 nt
Organism: Rhodotorula toruloides NP11
Lineage: Eukaryota; Fungi; Basidiomycota; Microbotryomycetes; Sporidiobolales; Sporidiobolaceae
Product: ATP phosphoribosyltransferase
Exons: 7
Coding region: 1-912 (303 amino acids)
Biological process (GO): L-histidine biosynthetic process
Cellular component (GO): cytoplasm
Molecular function (GO): ATP phosphoribosyltransferase activity; magnesium ion binding
Source: RefSeq, a predicted model, not a curated record